This is a messenger RNA of Papilio xuthus (Asian swallowtail), 2028 nucleotides long. RefSeq names its product Calcium/calmodulin-dependent protein kinase I. NCBI's taxonomy places the organism in Eukaryota, Metazoa, Arthropoda, Insecta, Lepidoptera, Papilionidae. The record is from RefSeq and is a predicted model, not a curated record. Gene Ontology annotation, biological process: protein phosphorylation. Bases 186 to 2024 code for a protein of 612 amino acids. The transcript has 7 exons. Gene Ontology annotation, molecular function: protein kinase activity; ATP binding.
ACAACGAAAUUGAAGUUUAAUUUAUUUAAUUCAGUAAAUAAAAGUGCUAAAUACAUAGGUAACUCUCACAAAAUAUUUACAUAGGGGAAUAGAUUACGUGUACUGAUAAAUAAAAGUGUGGUUUGAAAUUCAGGUUAUUUAUCUUAAUUUAAAACUAUAACUAACGGUUCGAAAAGUGUCACGACAUGGAUCAGGAAAGGCCAGAAAGUACGAUAAAUCACGGAAAACGUAGUCGACCUUUGCUACUACAACCAAGUCCAAAAAUAGCAAGGUUAUCAGCUUACGGGAGUUCAUCUAGUUCAGCGCUUAAGAAUUCAAAAAAAUUGGGACCACAUUCGCUUAAAAAGACUAAACCUUUGAUUAAUAAAAAUGAUGUACCUCCCCCUGGUACCCCAGUACCUGAUAAGUACGUUCGUAAGGCUGGUCCUUACCUAUUAGGACCGAAACUGGGGCCUAGUCCAGUCAAGAGUAUAGUUCAGUGUCUGGCAAGAAAAGAAAAAACUGAUGAAUAUUAUCAAAUUAAGAUUUUAACGCUUCGUAACGAGGGCCAACCUGAAACACAAGAUGAUAGACAAGGGAAGAUGUUACUGCACACAGAAUAUUCAUUAUUGUCAUUAUUAAAGGAUCAAGAUGGUGUGGUUCAUCACCAUGGACUUUUUAAGGAUCAUGCUCUUGAGGAAAUACCUAAUCCAAAUGGCCCGGGUUUUCUAUACACUGGUCGAGUUCGGCAGAGAUUAUUUCUUGUUUUGGAUUGUGUAACAUCACACCAGUUCAGUGAGAAAGGCAGCGAGUUGAUAAAUUUGCAGCAGUAUGUAACAAAAGUGAAGAAAGUUCCGGAAAAAGAAGCUGUCCUUAUAUUCUAUGAUAUUGUUAGAGUUGUUGCCAAUUUACAUAAGAUAAACAUAGUACACAGAGACCUGAAGCUAGGCAAUAUAGUGCUGAACCAAAGAACAGGCCGGAUAACAAUAACAAACUUCUGCUUGGGCACACAUUUAGGGAGUGACAGAGAUUUGUUAAAGGAUCAGAGAGGUUCACCAGCUUACAUAUCUCCGGAUGUGUUAAUGUGCAAGCCAUACCAUGGUAAACCGUCAGACAUGUGGGCACUUGGUGUUGUCUUGUAUACAAUGUUGUAUGGACAAUUCCCAUUCUGCGAUACUAGUCUCACACAGCUCUUCAGUAGGAUACAGGCUGCUAGUUAUAAUAUACCUCCGGACGGUAAUUCAGUACAAGUUUCAAAUAAUACGGUCUUCUUGAUUCAAAGACUAUUGGUUAAGGAUCCAAAACACAGAUUACUUGCGGAUGAUGUAUUGGAUCAGUUAUCAAGUAUAAUAGCAAGUUAUGUGAUAGUACCAAAUCCUCCAGAAGACCUCCAGGUGGUCCCCGAUGUACCUUUACAAGAAGAGACAGAUGAGAAACCAGCUGUUCAGAAUAAGGAUACUACACCAGAAAAUACUGAACGGACAUCUAAUAAUCAUGAAGAAAUGGGUGUAUUUUGUGUGCCCUUACCCGAAUUCUUCGCUCUAAACUUCCCACCAGCGAACCGACAGAACGGCAUCAUAAUACCAACAACAGUUGAUUCAUCAUCAAUCACAUCACCUAAUAAUAAUCAACGUCAAAUAACAGUACAAAGAAUAGGAAGAGAUGCAAGACCACUGUUACCAUGUGAAAUAGCAAGAUAUCAACAUAUGUUUGCAACAAAUCGAACGGAAAGAAGAUCUGAAAUACAAAACUUUGUUCCGGAAAGACAGGAACGACCUGAAAAUUCAAGAUUAAGAACACUAGCUCAGAGAAUACCGAGGUUAAAUGCAAGUAAUCCCGCAGAUUUUAGAGUGAUACCUUGGUCUGAAAGAUCUAGGUUACAAGAUAGGACUUGGGAUCAAGAUGCUGUUGUCAGAUUGUCUAUUUUAGAUUUAUCUCGGCCAAAUAGAAUAAUGAAUCCUCCUCCGGUGCAUAGUGUCAAUCCUGAAUCGGUUAUUAAUAAUCCAAGACCACCCGUUGAUAAUUCUGAAUUGGAUUAUAACUAGAUUU